GAUUUCCAAGCCAAGUGUUGAAGGCACCCCCAGUUUCUUGCCACAUAGAGUAAAAUGCAAGAGGAGAAUUGAUACAUCGAGGAAAGAACAGUUAAAAAGGAACCAGGACUUGAUGAUUUUGAAAAUUCUCACAGUCUCUCCAAUGGGCAAAAAGUGUUAAAAGUAAGAAAUGACUUUCAAGCAUGUGGCAUAGAGAUAAGCCCUGGCCUAGGGGGGGAAAAAAAAAAGCCGAGUGGUAAUUCUCCAAGGUUGUGUUAAAACCUCAGGAAAAUCAGAGGAUCAGAAAGGUAUUCAGACACACAACUGUUGGGCCCUCUCUAGAGAUUAAAAGUAUGCCUCCUACAACAUCGCAAACAAUAAGGCUUUUUGGAAGUCUGACUUGCCCUUUAACCAUCUCAAUGUCUUUACCCUAGGUAAAGGUGCACCUGUCUCAAAAAGAAUGGUGGAUGUGGCUUCCGUGUAAGGGAAAUUGACAGGAGACCCACAAAGUAUUUAAGAAAUUUAUUUCAGCAAAAGCACUGCCACCUUAAACUGAAAGAAGCAGAAUGAGGACAAAUGAAGGGAGGCUAGAGCUCCAAAAUUCUACUGUCAAGAAGCAGGAUGAUGAAGUACUCAGCUGCAAGUGUGCUACCUUUCAUGAAAAAGAUGGCAUGACUCAGAGGGCCAAAUCGAGAGCUAUUGUGGAUGAUUCCCAGGCCUUGGACUCUAAUCAAGGAACUCUGGAGACCCCCUCUCCACUGCUGGCUUUGAAAGAGCACGUUGCUUUGUCAUGAGCUACCUAUCAUACACAGCAAGGAGCCGAAGGCAGCCUCCAGCUGGUAGUCAGCAAGAAAAUAAGGUCAAGUCUGACAACCUCUGAGAAACUGAAUGCUCCAAUAAGCGGUGUGAACUUGGAAGCAGAUCUGACCCCCGUCAAACCUUUGAAGUCCAUAGACAGACAGGGAUGUCCUACAGUAGCUGGAGUCCUUCAUCGUGGAGCUAAACCCACACGCUUCACACAGGAAUCGGAAAAACUGAAAGCACAUCCAAGGAAGUAGACCAUUUCCAAGCCCAGAUGCUGCUUCUCACCAAGGAGAUGAGUCAACAGAUCAGCACCAAGCAGGUCUCUUCAGCAGAGGUACGCAUCGGGCCCAUGAGACUGACCCAGGAUCCUAUCCAGGUUUUACUUAUCUUUGCCAAGGAAGAUCGUCAGAGUGAUGGCUUCUGGUGGGCCUGCGACAGAGCCGGGUAUAGAUGCAACAUUGCUCGGACUCCAGAGUCAGCCCUGGAAUGCUUCCUCGAUAAGCAUCAUGAAAUCAUUGUCAUCGAUCACAGACAAACUCGAAACUUUGAUGCAGAGGCGGUGUGCAGGUCAAUCCGGGCCACAAAUCCUUCGGAACACACGGUGAUCCUGGCAGUGGUUUCACAAACAUGCAGUGACCAUGAAGAGGCCUCAGUCCUCCCUCUGCUGCACGCGGGCUUCAAUAGGAGAUUUAUGGAGAAUAGCAGCAUAAUUGCUUGCUAUAAUGAACUGAUUCAAAUAGAACAUGGGGAAGUUCGCUCACAGUUCAAGCUAAGGGCCUGUAAUUCAGUGUUUACAGCAUUAGACCACUGUCAUGAAGCCAUAGAGAUCACAAGCGAUGACCAUGUGAUUCAGUAUGUCAACCCAGCCUUCGAAAGGAUGAUGGGCUACCACAAAGGCGAGCUCCUGGGCAAAGAACUCGCUGAGCUGCCCAAAAGCGACAAGAACCGCGCAGACCUCCUCGAAACCAUCAACACCUGCAUCAAGAAGGGCAAGGAGUGGCAGGGCGUUUACUAUGCCAGACGGAAAUCGGGUGACAGCAUCCAACAGCAUGUGAAGAUCACGCCAGUGAUUGGCCAAGGAGGGAAAAUUAGGCAUUUUGUCUCCCUCAAGAAACUGUGUUGUACUACUGACAAUAAUAAGCAGAUUCACAAGGUUCAUCGUGAUUCAGGAGACAAUUCUCAGACAGAGUCUCAUUCAUUCAGAUACAAGAACAAGAGGAAAGAAUCCAUUGACGUGAAAUCAAUAUCAUCUCGAGGCAGUGAUGCACCAAGCCUACAGAACCGUCGCUACCCAUCCAUGGCAAGGAUCCAUUCCAUGACGAUUGAGGCUCCCAUCACGAAGGUUAUAAAUAUCAUCAAUGCAGCCCAAGAAAACAGUCCCGUCACAGUAGCAGAAGCUUUGGACAGAGUUUUAGAGAUUUUACGGACCACAGAACUGUACUCCCCUCAACUGGGUACCAAAGAUGAAGAUCCUCACACCAGUGAUCUCGUGGGAGGCCUGAUGACGGAUGGCUUGAGAAGGUUGUCAGGAAAUGAGUAUGUGUUCACUAAGAUUCAAGACGUUCUUUCUAGUAGUGACCGUGAAGAUGACAAAUGCUCAGCAGCCCUCGAGAUUCCACAAUUAACCACCCUUCCUGCCCCAUCCGUUUGCUCAGACGUGCACCAGAGUCACAGUCACCUUUCGAUGCCAAUAACUAUCAGUGAUGUCCCCCCUUCGAUCGCUCAAUUACUCGAUAACGAGGAAAGCUGGGAGUUCAACAUUUUUGAAUUGGAAGCUGUGACACACAAAAGGCCGUUGGUUUACCUGGGCUUAAAGGUCUUUUCCCGGUUUGGAGUAUGUGAAUUUUUACACUGUUCUGAAACUACUCUUCGGGCCUGGCUCCAAGUGAUUGAAGCCAACUACCACUCCUCCAAUGCGUACCACAACUCCACCCACGCCGCUGACGUCCUGCACGCCACGGCCUUCUUCCUCGGAAAGGAAAGAGUGAAGGGAAGCCUCGAUCAGCUAGAUGAGGUGGCUGCCCUGAUUGCAGCCACAGUCCAUGACGUGGACCACCCGGGAAGGACCAACUCUUUCCUGUGCAACGCAGGCAGUGAACUCGCUGUGCUCUACAAUGACACCGCUGUCCUGGAGAGUCACCACACAGCCCUAGCCUUCCAACUCACGGUCAAGGACAACAAAUGCAACAUCUUCAAGAACAUUGACAGGAACCAUUAUCGAACACUGCGCCAAGCUAUUAUUGACAUGGUUCUGGCAACGGAGAUGACAAAACACUUUGAACAUGUGAACAAAUUUGUGAACAGCAUCAAUAAGCCAAUGGCAGCUGAGGUUGAAGGCGGCGACUGUGACUGCAACCCUAUUGGGAAAAACUUUCCUGAAAACCAACUCCUGAUCAAGCGCAUGAUGAUUAAGUGUGCUGACGUGGCCAACCCAUGCCGCCCCCUGGACCUGUGUAUUGAAUGGGCCGGGAGGAUCUCUGAGGAGUACUUUGCACAGACCGAUGAAGAGAAGAGACAGGGGCUACCUGUGGUGAUGCCAGUGUUUGACCGGAAUACCUGUAGCAUCCCCAAGUCCCAAAUCUCCUUCAUUGACUACUUCAUAACAGACAUGUUUGAUGCUUGGGAUGCCUUUGCACACCUGCCAGCCCUGAUGCAGCAUUUAGCUGAUAACUACAAACACUGGAAGACACUAGAUGACCUAAAGUGCAAAAGUCUGAGGCUUCCAUCUGACAGCUAAAGCCAAGACAGAGAAGGAGACCUCUUCAUCUACAAAGAGCACCGUGAAUCACAGUAGUGUAAACAGGAGGCUUUCCUUUAUAAUGAACAUGACAGGUAUAGGCUAAGGAGUUAAUGUUUAAUAUCUGACCUUGAAAUCAUUCAAGUUCCCAAAUUUCAUUUUUAGGAAAGUAUGUUUCAUGAAGAAAAACUCUGUUCUUUUGCACAAUAACUUAGUGACAGAACAAACAUAUGGCAAAACCCUUUGCCCUGCUCUCAUCCUGUGUGCCCUCAUCAAACCAUGGAGUUGAUUCACUGUAACUAGCAGGACACAAGCAGCAAAGACUUGGUGCCCAUGAACCCAUCUCCGUGAAUGAUGACCAUGUAGCGUGGCUAGUGAUUAGCUCAUCUUUUAUCAUGAAAGUCACCGUCACUAUUUAGCUUGACUAUUUUCCUCAAGAGCAGCCAUCUGAAAGAGUUAGAAGAAUAUCUAAGGGGAAAAAUAAAAACACACAAAAAUGAGCAAAACACCUAGGACCAAAUUACCACUUAGCUUCAGAGCUUCCAUGGCUGGUGGUUCUUCUGAUCGAUGGUGUGGCACCGAGUUAGAACACAGCCUUGGCCUGGUGAGUGCUCUCUCCAGACUGGUAAGCAGCAGCCCGUGUAGCCCUCUUUCCUGCAAAGGGGAUUCUUUUCAGCAGAAAGCCAUCCAUGAUGGGGAAGGGAGUGACAUCCCAUUUUGGGGGAAUCCAUGAGUUUUUCCCUUACUUCUGGUUUACAGAGGCAGUCACAAGGCACUAUACUGAGUGUUAUAUAAAAAAGCCAUUAAAUCUGAAUGCCCUGGACAAGCUUUUUUUAAAAAAAAUUUAUAUAUACAUUUGCUGUUCAAAAUUUUUAUUAAAGCAAUCUAAAUUUUCUGGGUAUAAGUCCACAGAGUAUAUUGUACCAUAUACCAUCUAUACGUAUAUAUGUGAGGAGGAGUUAGAGGAAGUUUCAAAGUUGUGAUGUUUUUAACCUAUCUAUAUUUAAGAUCAUGCCAUUUUGCUUUAUGACGUUUAAAAAAGGGAGUUGCAAGAUGUGUAAAUAUAUCAGAAAAUAGGCAUAUGGGGAAGCCGUACAUACUAUUUUAAGCUACUAACUGUAUGCUAAAAGCUUCUAAAGCACAAGUGCAUAUUUUUAUACAGCUCUUUUCACAACUUUCUGUGAUCUACAUGAAGUCAGACUUGAGAUUUUCCUUUCUCUUUUACCAGCCAGCCCUUCUCCAUGUAUUAUAAAUAUUAAAAACUCAGUAAACAAAAUGUUUGUUUUUCUCUCAAAUUCUCUGUACUCCAUGCUGCAUUUCUAAGAGGCAUAAACAGCGUCUAAACUAACUGAACCAGUAGUUAGUUACUUUUUUCAAAUGAAAACUGGAAUGCAGAAACACUUGGAACUAAUACAUGGGAAGGAAAAAAAUGUCUUAUCACUACAUAAUGUGCCAACGUUUUUUUCUAUGUUUUGUACCCAAAAAAAUCGAAACAUCUAUGACAGUUCCAUGCAAAGAAAUGUAUCUAAAUUAUUUUGUUAGAUGGUACGAGAACUUGCUUGGUCAGGACAGCAGCUAGCUUUGUAUUGUAAUGCUUCAUUAUGUAAAUGUGCUGAAAAUGUUUUUGUGAAGUAAUUGUAAACUAAAUUCCUACAGCCAUUUUUCAUUCCCAACAGCUGUUUUAUUUUAUUCCUUUGCCCUAAAGUUUUCAUAAUUUUA
This is a messenger RNA of Sus scrofa (pig), 5239 nucleotides long. It is a transcript of the gene PDE8B, whose product is annotated as phosphodiesterase 8B. NCBI's taxonomy places the organism in Eukaryota, Metazoa, Chordata, Mammalia, Artiodactyla, Suidae. The record is from RefSeq and is a predicted model, not a curated record. Gene Ontology annotation, molecular function: 3',5'-cyclic-nucleotide phosphodiesterase activity. Gene Ontology annotation, biological process: signal transduction.